CAUCAUUUGACAAUACCUCAUCACGCAGUCGGCUCUGCGCACGCGCAAAGACUAAAUUGUGGUGACGUCGCGCAUAGGUCGCCCUAGCCAAAACAAACAUGUAAACACUUCCUUCAAGCACUGCAGCAGUCUAGCUGUCCGAGUCAUGAGGACCGCGUUGGGACUGAAGAAGUAUUGAUGUCAGAGCCGGCUGCAGAGCAGAGUUAGCUUGAGCUAAUAUAGCGGCGUAGCUAACGAACUAGCAGGGCCAUGUUAGCCUAAUAGGCUUGCAGAGCUAACUAAGCAGAUGGCAGCCACGAAAGAUUAAGUAGUCUGCAGCAAAAGUCAACAGUAUGUCCAGCUGAAAAGGUGGAAAGAGAGGGCCAUCACAAACAAGAGGAGGAAACAUGAAGACGUCCAGUACGGUCACCGCCUCGGCACCGGUGAAUGGGCAGCAAGGUAACGACUGGGACAGCAGGUGGCAGAAGAAGAUGGCCGACAUUGCUCAGGCCCUCCAAGCAAGUCCAGUGGAUGUGGCGGCUCUCAGGAGGAUGGCCAUCAGCGAGGGCGGCUUGCUGACGGAUGAGAUCCGCUGUCAAGUGUGGCCUCGCCUUCUGAAUGUCCCGCCCCACAUUUUGGAUCAGGAUCCGGAAACAGUAGAGCGGGAUAAUAACAAGGACUACAACCAGGUGCUACUGGAUGUUCAACGUUCUCUACGAAGGUUCCCACCUGGUAUGCCAGAUGAGCAGAGGGAGGGUCUCCAGGAGGAGCUCAUUGACAUUAUCCUCAGAGUUCUGAAACAUAAUCCUCAGCUUCACUAUUACCAAGGAUACCAUGAUAUAGUCGUCACCUUCCUACUGGUCGUGGGCGAGCGCUUGGCGACAGCUCUUGUGGAAAAGCUCUCCACGCAUCACCUCAGGGACUUCAUGGAUCCCACCAUGGACAACACAAAACACAUACUCAACUACCUGAUGCCCAUCAUUGAGAGGGUCAACCCUGAGGUGCAUGAUUUCAUGCAACAGGCAGAGGUGGGCACUGUCUUUGCUCUCAGUUGGCUGAUCACCUGGUUCGGCCAUGUCCUGUCAGAUUUCCGCCACGUCGUACGGUUGUAUGAUUUCUUCCUUGCCUGCCAUCCACUGAUGCCCAUCUACUUUGCAGCUGUGAUCGUACUUCACAGAGAAGAGGAAGUGCUGGAGUGUGAGUGCGACAUGGCGAUGGUCCAUCACCUGCUGUCUCAGAUUCCUCAGGAUCUGCCCUACGAGACUCUCAUCAGCCGAGCGGGAGACCUUUUUGUCCAGUUCCCCCCCUCUGAGCUAGCGAGAGAGGCCGCCUCACACGACUGCAUGGCCACCACCACCUUUAAGGACUUCGACCUUGCCUCGACCCAACAGCGGCCCGACUCCGUUCUCCUCCGCCGGCGUAAACAGAAACAGGCAGCGCUGGAGCACUCAGUGGCAGGCUCUACGGUGGCCCAACCGUCUGUGGCGCGCCGUUUUGUCCGUUUGGCUGUUAUGGGCCUGACGGUGGCUUUAGGUGCAGCGGCCCUCGCUGUCGUCAACAGUGCGCUGGAGUGGGCCCCUAAACUGGACCUCUUUCCUUGAACUGAAGUAGUACACUCCAGUGGCACAGUUCUUCACUGAGCGUGGCUCUUUCACAACACCAGUUACCUCGCCUCUGAACCCACUCCAUGAAGACUACUCUAAAAUGAGAAGACUUUCUUAGUCUACUUCCUGUUAUUUGUGUCAUUUCUACUUGGUGAUAGCAACAUCUCAGCUAUUCUUAUAGGAAUUUAUGGGAGGAAAAAAAACCAAACUUGUGGACUAAAGGCAUUUGUAACUGCUGUUAAUUAGACGCUUGUUUUCAGUGUGCGUAUAUAUUUAUGAGAUAUUUCAUAUUUGAGACCAAAUGGAGGAUUGGUAGAAUCUUCUUCUAUUGACUACAGUUAGUCGUUUUCUACACGCGAUAAGAUGUAUAGAAAUGGCACACAGAUACAUGUAAUGCAAAUUUAAAGCACCUGCCUCGUAAUCAAUGUUUUCUUUUCUAGUUGUUAGCACUUGCCACCUUUUGACAUUCCUCCAUAUCGGUUGAAUUAGCUAUGAUUGUUUCAGCACAAAAGGCAGGUUCUCCCGCACCUUAUAGGUUAUACGUCCCUGUGUUCCUGAAGAGACUGACGUGGAUGUUAAAAUGUCAUUUAUACACGGUAUUCACAAUAAUUCACUGUUUUAAGGUCAACCUUUGCAUUUAUUCAUAAGCACUUUUGACUGGAAAGCGUACAUGUUUGCAUAACAGUUGAUGCUGAAGUUCACUUGAUUUUCUCCAUAUGUAAGAUUUUUAAUGUGGUUUCACAUUGUGGAAGUGAGGGGUUUUGCUUCUCUUAGUUAUUUGCAGGAUUGUGCAGCUUUUUUGGAGGUGAGCCUGGACACGUAAUAAGUCAAUUGUUUGAACAUUUUCAUGUAAGGCUGGCAUUUGAUUGCAAGUUCAAAGUCAAGAACACUGGUUGAGCUGGUAAAUGAUUAAUGAAAAUGUUGAAUUGGUUGAUUGGAGACUAAAAUGAAAAAAAAAAACAUUUUUAACUGGCUUUUACUUGACAAGGAUAUUCGGUGGCUCCCAUUGCACUAAUUUUUCAGCCUUUUUUCUGUUUAGUUUUAAUAAAAAAAACUGUCCUACAAAUGUUGUAAAGUUGUACAAGAGAAUGCUAUAAUAAAGCCUUUAAGCGGA
Molecule: messenger RNA, 2697 nt
Organism: Dunckerocampus dactyliophorus (ringed pipefish)
Lineage: Eukaryota; Metazoa; Chordata; Actinopteri; Syngnathiformes; Syngnathidae
Gene: tbc1d20
Product: TBC1 domain family, member 20
Exons: 8
Coding region: 387-1580 (397 amino acids)
Biological process (GO): endoplasmic reticulum to Golgi vesicle-mediated transport; positive regulation of GTPase activity
Cellular component (GO): endoplasmic reticulum membrane
Molecular function (GO): GTPase activator activity
Source: RefSeq, a predicted model, not a curated record